Nymphaea colorata (pocket water lily) is the source of this 1787-nucleotide messenger RNA. RefSeq names its product pseudouridine kinase. Gene Ontology annotation, molecular function: kinase activity. The coding region runs from base 147 to 1421 and encodes 424 amino acids. NCBI's taxonomy places the organism in Eukaryota, Viridiplantae, Streptophyta, Magnoliopsida, Nymphaeales, Nymphaeaceae. The transcript has 10 exons. The record is from RefSeq and is a predicted model, not a curated record.
CUUGUCGUUUUGUUUUUGUUUUAUUUUUUGUCUUCUCCGGGAAACAUUAUUCCGCGUGGACGGUAAGAGGGUUGCCAUUUUUCUCGUUUCUCACAUAUUCCGGUUGGACAUUCAGCUUUGGCUGAAAGAACCGCGGGAGCUCGACGAUGUCUGCUGAAAGACGACUACAGCAUUUGUGCCAGCACUUGCUUAAUGGACAAAAAGUUGAACCUUCAAUUCAUCAGUUCUUCCUAAGUAGAAGUCGUCAGAAAUUCUCAAAUCUGAACUCCGGUUCACCUCCUGUGGUUAUUGGAGGAAUGGUUAUUGAUAUUCAUGCAAACCCAUCUUCUACUGCCAGAGCCGGAACUACCACCCCAGGCAAGGUUAGUUUUGUCAAAGGUGGAGUAGCAAGGAAUGUUGCUGAAUGUAUGGCAAAACUUGGAAGUAAACCUUUUAUCAUUAGUAUUGUUGGAACUGAUGUGGCAGGAGAUAUGUUGUUGGAACACUGGAAAUCCCUUGGCCUUUCUACAGAAGGCAUUCUAAGAUGCGAAGGCAUUGCAACUCCUGUUGUAUCUAACAUAUUUGACCUUAAAGGGGAAAUAGCUGCAGCAGUUGCAUCUGUUGAUGCCCUUGAGCUGUUUUUGACGCCAGAAUGGAUCUCAAGAUUCGAAAAGAAUAUAAGUUCUGCACCUGUUGUCAUGGUGGAUGCAAAUUUGAAUCCUCUUUCACUCAAAGCUGCUUGUCAAUUGGCUGAAGCAUCCCAUACUCCAGUAUGGUUUGAGCCUGUAUCGGUGAGCAAAUCAAAAAGAAUUGAAACUAUUAUUGACUAUGUGCAGUUCAUUUCACCAAAUGAAGAUGAGCUUCUUGCUAUGGCAGAUGCUGUAUCCUCUGGAUAUGCCACAUAUUCAUUCCAAACUGGAGAGAGUGCAACGUAUAGACAUUCAGCUGAAACUCUUUUGCAGAAUCUGAAACCAGCUCUCCGUGUGCUGCUAGAGAAGGGCAUUGAUGUGAUUCUUCUGACUCUUGGAUCAAAUGGUGCAUUCCUUUGUCUUAAGGAUUUGCCUCAUUAUGAUAUAGGCCAUGUAAGGCAUGAAAGGGGUACUGGUACUGGUAGUGCCUUGUACAACAUUAUGUCCUCCAGUUGUCAAUGUCUAUAUGAGGUUGAACAAAUGAUUGACUGGACCUCACCAAAAAUGUUGCAUUUCCCUGCUCUCCCUGUUUCAGUUGUAAGACUUACAGGUGCUGGUGAUUGUUUGGUUGGUGGUGUUUUGGCAUCUCUAUGUGCUGGUCUGGAUAUUCUGAAGAGCACUGCUGUUGGUAUUGCAGCUGCUAAAGCAGCAGUGAUGACAGACCUGAAUGUUCCUCAGGAAUUCUUCCUGGUCAGUGUUGCAGAUGAUGCGAAGACCACAAUCCUUGCAGCUAAAGAGGUCGCGACUUCAUAGGCUUGGAAUGAAUGUGAAUUCGUGUACCUACCUCCUGGGGACAGUUCACUUACGAGGUGUGUCCACUUCAUCAGCUGUACUGGAUAUGGUUAUUAAGAAUGGGUACCAUUACAGUAGGCUGUUUAGUCGAUCAUUUGUGUCCUACCGGCCUGCCCUUACUUAUGGCAUAUCUACGUCCAAGUAUCAUGCAUCAAGGUAUCUCCACUUCAUUAUUUGCCUAUUCUGCAGAAGUUUGUUUCUUUUUGGACUUUUUUUUUACAAAGUCAAUUACAAUAAUUGGUACCUGAAAUCAAGUUAUUCUAAGGAUUGCUUCCGGAAGGAUUUUAUGCCUUGGUCAAUGAAGGAAAUUUGCUUACUCGUUCGUAA